AUGGCUUUCACCGAGGACAGCCUCAAGGCUAAGCUCUCAUCGCUCAAUGAGACCCAAGAGGCCAUCUCCACUGUCGGCCAAUGGAUCCUCUUCCACAGACGACAUGCCGAGCGCAUCGCUCAUGUAUGGCUACAACGCAUGAAGGAGUCGCCCCCGAAUAAGAAACUGGUGCUCAUCUAUCUCGCCAACGAAAUCACACAAACCUCCAAGAUGCGCAAGAAGGAGGAGUUCCUGCGCGCAUACGAACCCAUUCUCGCCGAAGCGACGACAGCAGCCUAUAAGGGCUCCCCCCACGAGAUACAAAACAAGAUUCGAAGGGUCGUCGAGGUUUGGAGGCAGCGCAACAUCUUCAACUUGGCUGUGCAGCAGGCGGUGGAGAGGUCGAUAGACGAGGUGGACCGCUCCAAAUCUACGCGCAAACCUGCUCUAGGUGGAUCGCUCUUCUCGAGCUCGUCAGUCCCACCUGAGCUCACACCGGUCGCGCCUCUGGCAACUGCGCUUCAGAAAGCCGAUGCCGCGACGAAACCCGCCGUCACCACCGCCAACCAAGACUACGAGAAGCUCACCAACCCGAAUGCCGCGAUCCCAUCCCCGCCAAUGCACGCGGCUGGGCUCGCUGCACUCUGCAAGAAGCUUGCGCUGGCCGAGGGCGCUGUCGCCGAGAGCAUCAAGGCGCGCAAGGCUCUCCUCACCGGUCUAGAGCACCUCCUCGAGGCGAACAGGAACAAGCUAGCCGACGAAGAGGCGCAGGAAGCAGACCUCAAGACGCGCAAAGACGCCAUAGAAAGCCGAAAGCGCGCAGUUGAGGAAGCUAUCCUUAAGGGCCUGUCAGCAGCAGAGCAGAACAGAAUCUCCACCGCACCCCUCCCAGUCGCUACAACCUCCCCAGUCGCAGCCACCUUCUCAGGCGCGCAAGAAAGACCUGAGGUCGAGGAACUCACACCCCCGCCCAUGGAAUCUUUCACACCCGUCGGCUCACCACACCUUGCACCCGCCCCCCAGAACGACCCUGUGCCCACUAUCCGCGACGACGAAAUGCCGCAACCCGCUGCCCACCCUGUCGUACCUGAGACCGCCCCUGCCCCCGCGCAGCACACCACCCAACCCGAAUACGCGACCGCCAUCGGCGAGCCGAACCAGCACAUAGCUGCAGACCUACUCAAGAGCCUACAACAUGCGCCAAUGGGUGGUGCUGAAGGUGGUGUGUACGGACAACAUCAUGCGUAUGAGAAUGCGCAUAAGAAGAGGAAGAUGAGCAGAAAUGCCGGCGAGGAUGACUUUGCGGCUUUUGCUGGAGACAGGGAUAUGGCUGGCAUUGACGACAACUUUGCUGAGCUGAUUUGA
This is a messenger RNA of Alternaria incomplexa, 1344 nucleotides long. RefSeq lists its product as uncharacterized. The transcript has 2 exons. Lineage: Eukaryota; Fungi; Ascomycota; Dothideomycetes; Pleosporales; Pleosporaceae. Gene Ontology annotation, biological process: mRNA 3'-end processing. The record is from RefSeq and is a predicted model, not a curated record. Bases 1 to 1344 code for a protein of 447 amino acids. Gene Ontology annotation, molecular function: RNA polymerase II C-terminal domain binding. Gene Ontology annotation, cellular component: RNA polymerase II, holoenzyme.